Eurypyga helias (sunbittern) is the source of this 1221-nucleotide messenger RNA. Its product is annotated as dynein heavy chain 11, axonemal-like. Lineage: Eukaryota; Metazoa; Chordata; Aves; Eurypygiformes; Eurypygidae. The record is from RefSeq and is a predicted model, not a curated record. Gene Ontology annotation, molecular function: ATP binding.
AUGGAGUUAUUUAAAGUUGAAGAAUCUGUCAUCGCUGAGAGUAAUAAUCGAGUUGCAAAAUGCUGCAACCAGAGACAUGCACUGUUACCAGGUCAUGAAUGUGACAGGUGUCGCAUUCAUCCAGAGGUCCUGAUUUUGGCAGAAAUCAGCCCAACGUGGGUUGCCUUGGAAUUUUCUUAUGAAGAGCAUCACAGGAACAAAGCUCCUUUAUUAAAGUCAGAUGAACAGCUGCUUGAAACUUUAGAGGCUUUAUACUCUGUUAUCUGCAUGCCAGAUGAUACUCCUGGCCUCAGUGACUGUCCAGCCAUGCCCAUUGGUUCUCUGAGUACAGGAGCUAUUAGUGUGUCUCAGUGCUGGCUAAAGGAGCCACAGAUUACUAAAAGUUGUUGCCUACCAGGGAAAUGCCUCUUCAUUAGAUCUGAGCAAACGCACUUUCCUGGGUGUUUGCUUUUCGCCACUGUGAGAGAUGGGAUCCAGGCCCAGAAGCACCUUUGUUACCUGACCCCUGAUGGCUGGUUUUGUAUGAUGCAGUUGUUUACAUCUAAUCCAACUGUAAAAUGUUUGCAAGCAUUAUCUUGUUGUAACGGAUUUUUAUUCCUUAGUGAAACCAUUGCUUUGAAGUCAUCAGUUGGAAUAUUUAUUACCAUGAACCCAAGAUAUACAGGUUGGACAGAACUACCUGAAAACCUCAAAGAUCUGUUCAGAGCCUGCACUGUGGCUGUCCCUGACAUUGAACUGAUAUAUGAAAUUUUGUUGGUUGCUGAAGAGUUUAUUGAUACACACUUGUUAGCCAGGAAGUUUAUUACCUUGUGUGCUCUCUGCAGGCAACUGCUUUCUAAACAGCACCAUUAUGACUGGAGACUUCUUGAAUUACAUGCUAUCAAGUCAGUUUUGGUAGUUGGUGGCUCACUGAAACAAGCAGACAAGAACAAACCUGAGGAUCAGGUGCUUAUGCGAGCCUUAAGAGACUUCAAUUUGCCUAAAAUAGUGACAGAUGAUAUCCCAGUUUACGGCCUGAUCAGUGACCUGUUUCCAGCUCUGGAUGCUCUGAGGAAGAGGACCCUGCAAUUUGAACAGAUGGUUAAACAAUCUACCCUGGAGCUUCACUUGCAGUCUGAAGAGAGCUUUAUACUCAAACAUCUUUCUGGAGAACUCACUCUGGUGAAGCAGGCUAAUCAAGUUUUGAAUGAAUUAAACUGUGAAAAACUCAUACAAGAUCAG